This is a messenger RNA of Eutrema salsugineum, 2043 nucleotides long. RefSeq names its product sugar transport protein 6. Gene Ontology annotation, biological process: monosaccharide transmembrane transport. The transcript is spliced from 4 exons. Gene Ontology annotation, cellular component: membrane. Gene Ontology annotation, molecular function: monosaccharide transmembrane transporter activity. NCBI's taxonomy places the organism in Eukaryota, Viridiplantae, Streptophyta, Magnoliopsida, Brassicales, Brassicaceae. Bases 364 to 1890 code for a protein of 508 amino acids. The record is from RefSeq and is a predicted model, not a curated record.
AUCCUAAGUAAGAGAUUACGGGCCAUACAAAAACCGUAGAUCUCGCCACUGUUAUUUCUAAACACGAUCCCAUUUUUAGACAAGUCUGGAUCUCAGUUUAGUGUGUGACUCUAUCGUCUCUUAUAAAUAUAACAUCUCCUUCAUCUUCUAUCCAACAGGGUCUGUCAUUUCAAGCAGGGUCUCUGUCUCCUUCUUCAGCUUCCUUCAUGUUUCAUCUUUAGCUUACACAGACACACAUAUACAAACACUUACAUAUAUAUAUAUAUAUAUAUAUAUAUAUAUCUCCGUCUUUCUCUCUCUCUCUCUCUCUAUAUAUAUAUAUACUGAGUUUAAGUGUUGGUGUCUGAUCGAGACUAGUUAAACAUGGCUGUUGUUGUAACAUCUAAUGGGAAUGCUCCGGCUUUCGAAGCCAAGAUGACUGUUUAUGUCUUCGUCUGCGUUAUGAUUGCUGCUUUCGGCGGUUUGAUCUUCGGUUACGACAUCGGAAUUUCCGGUGGAGUGACGGCGAUGGACGAUUUCUUGAAGGAAUUUUUCCCGGCGGUGUGGGAGAAGAAGAAGCACGUUCACGAGAACAAUUACUGCAAAUACGAUAACCAGUUCUUGCAACUAUUUACAUCGUCUCUUUACCUAGCCGCCCUCGUGGCCAGCUUCUUCGCUUCCGCCACCUGUUCCAAACUCGGAAGAAAGCCCACCAUGCAGUUCGCUUCCAUCUUCUUCCUCAUCGGUGUCGGCCUAACCGCAGGAGCCGUUAACCUCGUCAUGCUUAUCAUUGGAAGAAUCUUGCUUGGCUUCGGCGUCGGCUUUGGCAAUCAGGCAGUGCCACUUUUCCUAUCGGAGAUUGCUCCGGCACACCUCAGGGGAGGUCUCAACAUUAUAUUCCAACUCAUGGUUACAAUUGGAAUCCUAAUAGCCAACAUUGUCAAUUACUUCACCGCCACGGUUCACCCUUACGGAUGGCGAAUUGCUCUCGGUGGAGCCGGAAUUCCCGCCGUUAUCCUCCUCUUCGGUUCACUGAUCAUCAUCGAGACUCCCACGAGCCUCAUCGAGCGUAACAAGAACGAAGAAGGCAAAGAAGCCCUAAGGAAGAUCAGAGGAGUUGAAAAUAUUAAUGACGAGUAUGAAACCAUAGUCCAUGCCUGCGACAUAGCCAGUCAAGUCAAGGACCCUUACAGGAAGCUCUUGAAACCCGCGAGUCGACCACCGUUCAUCAUCGGAAUGCUUCUCCAGCUUUUCCAGCAAUUUACCGGUAUCAAUGCCAUUAUGUUCUACGCGCCGGUCUUGUUCCAGACCGUUGGGUUCGGAAGCGACGCAGCUCUUCUCUCUGCGGUUGUGACCGGAACGAUCAACGUUCUCAGCACGUUCGUCGGGAUUUACCUCGUCGAUAAAACUGGCCGGAGAUUCCUUCUUCUCCAAUCUUCCGUUCACAUGCUCAUUUGCCAGUUGAUCAUUGGAAUCAUCCUAGCCAAGGACCUUGGCACAACGGGAACACUGGGGAAGCCGCAAGCCCUAGUAGUGGUGAUAUUUGUGUGCGUUUACGUGAUGGGAUUCGCCUGGUCGUGGGGACCUUUAGGAUGGCUAAUACCUAGCGAGACGUUUCCUCUAGAGACUCGUAGCGCAGGAUUCGCUGUUGCGGUCUCGUGCAACAUGUUCUUCACGUUCGUGAUAGCGCAGGCUUUCUUGUCGAUGCUUUGCGGGAUGAGAUCGGGAAUAUUCUUCUUCUUCAGCGCUUGGAUCAUUGUGAUGGGACUGUUUGCUAUGUUCUUCAUACCGGAGACGAAAGGAGUCGCCAUUGAUGACAUGAGAGAGAGAGUGUGGAAGCCACAUUGGUUCUGGAAAAGGUACAUGCUUGCCGAGGAUGAUCAUCAUGACUUGGAGAAGAGAACUGAUUGAAAUCACUAGUCUUUCUGUUUCAUCUCCUAAUUUUUUUUUUUUAUUAUGUUCUUUAGUUCUUUCGUUACUUAUUUUGUUUCGUGGGAACAAUUAGUGUAAUAAGACCAACUUGUUGAUUCAAGUUAGGUGUUAUCAAUGAAAUUCCACGGAAAU